Mya arenaria is the source of this 4399-nucleotide messenger RNA. Its product is annotated as protein TANC2-like. The transcript has 2 exons. Bases 215 to 3880 code for a protein of 1221 amino acids. Gene Ontology annotation, molecular function: protein binding. Lineage: Eukaryota; Metazoa; Mollusca; Bivalvia; Myida; Myidae. The record is from RefSeq and is a predicted model, not a curated record.
UAUCGCAGACCUUUCCGAGCAUAUUCGUGACCUUGAAAAUGACAAAUUAACCGAGUAUAAACAAGAAAUAGAAGAAACGUUACAAGAGAUAAAAAGAAUAUUAACUGAUAACAAUCAACAAGUCAGUAAACGGUGGAAACUCUUCUAUUCCUUUUUUGUAGUGUGCAUUGCUUAUGUUUUCUACCACUUACAUUACUAUCCGCAUUCAAAUCUAAUGCAGGGGAUAUUUACGAUAAAUUGGAUGAGGAAUGAGAUUGGAGAGUGUUUGCUAGAAGACAUCAACGGGGAUUUUCGAAAACCUUUGAGACUGGAGAUUUAUUUAAAACGCCACAAAGAAUUAGUGGGACGAGACUGGCUUUUUAAUUUGACUGAACAUAAUUUGCAAAAUAUGAAUGCUUCCAAGAACGGUCUUGUCCUAGAAGCCGAUAUGGGUUAUGGGAAAUCCGCUUUUGUCGUUCAUACUGUGUGCGCAGGCAAAAAUAGCCAAGGUCAUCGAUUGAGGGAAAUGUUAGUUGCUUUCCAUCUUUGCAAAUUUGAUGUUAUUCUUACCAAAAAGCCUGGAGUAUUUAUCCAAAGACUAGCGUCAAUGAUUUCCCACUUCAUACCAGAAUUAAUGGACACGCUUAAAAUGGACGGUCAAUGUUUCACGCAUUACCGUGGCGAAUUAUGCAAUGAAGACCCACUCGGAUGCACAGAUAGUUGCUUAAUACAUCCUUUAGAAAAACUUAUUGAAAGAGGUUUUAAACCUUCUGCUGUUAAAGUGAUUCUUAUUGAUGCCAUAGACGAGUGCGCAAAGAACAAUGAUGCAGACGAUAAUGCUAUUUUUGAAGUCAUUCGGAAGAAAUUUCAUUUAUUUCCAAAUUGGAUUAAGCUGCUUAUGACAAGUCGAAGAUCAAAACAAAUCGUAAGGUUAUUACCUGAUUUUGAUGUGAUAUCUUUGCGAAGUAAGGACGAAAGAAAUUUGAGAGACAUCCAGUCAUAUUUGAACAAUACAAAUGACAAGAUUCUUGAACAAACUGCGAGCUUUAUUAUAGCGAAACAUAUGGUUGAAUCAAACAACUUUACAGAAGGGAACUUAAGAAAUCUUAACCGAUUUUAUGAAGACCAGUUUGAAAGAAUAUUUGGAAAGGAAUUUGUAUUAGCAAAAAUUAUUCUUGAAGUCACAGCCACUACCUUUUGGACAAAAACAAAACGCAAUAUAAUCAAAAUAAUUACAAAGACUUCAACAGUGGAUGAACGACGCCUUAACAAUGAAUUCGAAAAGGUUGAACAUUUUUUUAUAAUUGAAAAUGAUACUUUUUCGUUUAAUCACCACUCUGUUGUUGAAUGGUUGGAAACUACAUCUGCUGAAACGUAUAGAAUAAGUCGGGCAAAUGGUCAUAAGAUAAAUGCUAUGUAUUUACUGAACGUAAUUGCAACAGGUAGGAAUAUAGUCAUUGAUGUCGUCGAUUUAGCUAUACAUUUAAUGAACUGCGAAAAUCUUGAUGAAUCGAUUGAUCAAUUUAAGAACAUAACACUUGAACAAAGAAGGCACAUGGAAAUUAACUUUUCUGAAUCACCAUUGAUACGAUGCGUGAAACGUACUGACUGUUCAAAUAUACCUAGUGUUUUGUACUUUUAUUUCAACAACACUGAAGAGCUUAGUAGCGAGAAUUUUACUGCGGCCUACAUUGCAGCUUCCACGGGGAAAUUGUCCGCUUUAAAAAGUCUUUGUGAUCAUGGUGCUGAUGUGAAUUUUAGAGUAAAAUCUUACCACGGAACAAAACUUGCAAACGUUCAAGUUGCUACGCUUAUAAAACAGUGGGGUUACGGAUUACUCGAUAUUGCCGCUCAAAAUGGACAUGUACGUAUUGUAAACUUCAUUUUGACAGGUACGAGAAUUUUCGGGAACUACACACAUCACAUAUUGAAUGGUUUCAAUUUAAAGCCUGUACAUCUUGCAUGCAAGUAUGGUUGUGUUGUGACUGUCAAAGAGUUUUAUCGACACAAUAAAGAAAUCGUUGACUGGCUAUGUCUUUAUUUUGCAUCGGACGGGGGGCAUUUUGCUUUGGUGUCGUACUUGGUCAAUGAAUUGAAUAUAACCGACGAAUUUCGGGAGUGUAAUAAAGAGCUGACUUGUCUUCCCAAGGGAUCUUUCCGAAUGCAAGGAAGGGAAGUAGAGAUAGUUAGUCCUUUUGAUGAGUGGGGUAAUUUGUCAUGUGAAAGUGCACUUCAUGCAGCAAUUCGAGAGGAUCACAUUGACAUUAUGAAAUCUAUCCUGUCCUCUGAUGGAGGCUCAACACUGACCCGUCUGGAUCGAAGAGGAGGAACCCCAUUGAUUACAGCAUUUCAAACUGAUCGAAGCGAAAUUGUGAAAUAUAUCAUUGAACAACAUUACAAUUUGGUGAACAGAAUCUGUGGAAUUGCCACGGGUAUCAAUGAUAAACGUCAGCUUAAUCAACGGGGAAAAGUAUUACUUAAAGGUUAUGAGUGUCAAUCGAGUCUUUGGCUUCAGAAAAUUAUCGCUGGUCAAAAUUUAAGAUUUGAUGAUAACGAAGAAGCUUUAGAGUUCUUUACCGAAGUUACAACCGGGUGCUUACCAGCUCAUUUUGCUGCUUGCAGCGGCAACAUUCAGUUUCUUCAACACCAGGUAUUUGACCAAAUGAUUGACAUAUUUGCAUUACAAUGUGACAACAAAUACACGCCUUUGCAUUCGGCUAUCGCUUGCCAAAAUAUAACUUCGUUUGACUUUAUUGUAGAUCAGGUCCCUGGGGGGGAAUUAUACCUGAAAUCAGAACGAAGCUCAUUCUUUUGGUUUGCUAUAAAAGAAUCUCCAUUUAUAUUAAAGGAGUCAACCAAACAACCGCUGUCGGAUAUAAUCGUUAAGUUUCUUUCUCGUUUUCCGGAUUUGUUAAAUGAAACCGAUGGCUUUGGAAGAAAUCCUUUACAUUUCCUUAUACAGAAUGGACAUACCAACGCGCUUAAUUGGAUCAUACGCAUGCUUCAUGGCAAUUUUGACAUCUUAAUACAACGAAAAGACAUGUUUGGCCAGACACCAAUCAUGUAUGCAGUUCGUCUACUAAAGAAACAAUACGGGGUUUCCAUCUCUUUAAAUAAUUUCAAGACCGAUGUCCACAUAGUAAAACGCGCGUUUACUCAAAGCGAAUCCUCAAUUAUUACAUGCUUGCAAAGAGCACAUACUCAAAAUAUAUCGCGAUCUUAUUCUGAAAAGGGGAUUUUAAAGUUACUGGUUAAAAAUCAACUUUUCGAAUUCUUUCACACGUUUGUUUUUGAAAUACUCUAUGACCAAGAAAGGUGCCAACCUGAAAUAUUUUAUGUCAUAUUGAAAAAUGAUUUACAUGGAUUUUUUGUGUGGUACUAUUUUAUAAAAAGAAACAAGCUGUCCGACGGCCAAAUUCUCCAAACUCCAUGCCCUCUACAUAAAAUUAUCGAAAAGAGAGCUUAUUAUGCACAUCUCAAAAAUCAAAUCCAGACAAAUGCCGUAUUACCACGCUGGAGUUAUUUUGUUUUAUAUUUGUUGGAAUCCGUAAGACCUUAUAUUUUAAAGAGCUGUGAAAAAAACCUUGGUAGAAUUGGACUCGAUGUAGCCAUUGAUCAAAAGUCUGUAUUUUGGAAAUCUCUUUUUCAGAAAAAUGGUUUGGUACAUAGUUUUCCACUUUUUAUGAAUUUAAACGAAUUUAAAGACGUAUUGUCUUUAUUGAAUAGGUUGUUAGAUAAGGAUUUAAGUUAUUCAUAUGAUGUUUGUUUACAAAAGAACAUACAUUUGUAUGGAAAUGGGGUGGCGUUCAGAUUCAAAGAUGAUAUGACAGAUCAUUAUACAGAACUCGUAAUUACAGGACCACAUAACUUUUACGAAUUAUUCUUCAAAACUCUUAAUUAAGAAGUAUACAUGUAACAGACUCUACACUCAAGAACCCUUGAAAAACAGUAUAAAAUAUUAUUCGGUUGCGCUAAAUAUUUUUCUCGGGAAUCAAGAUAAAGCUGGCGUGGAAGACAAUGACCAUGAGCUUAUCCAAACCUUAGUUUAAGUUUGCCUAAAUUUUCUUUGCACGAAAUAAAAGAGUCUGUAGAAAGUGUUUCUGUUGACAAAUGAAUGAUAUUAAUUUUGCUUUAGACUUUAUAAUAAUUUCUUCAGUCUUUUUGAUGUUUUAACACGAAGCUUCACUAGUCUAUUCUUAAUGUGAGAAUCAUGCUAGGAAACUAAUGGAUGGUGAAAGUGGUAUACCCUCCUUUGCAGGGUGAGUAAAAGAAUUUUCGAAUUUCAGAAACAUUAACAAUAACUUAAAAGCAACAUUUUGAUUUCGAACAUAUUCUUAUAUGGCUGUAAUAUCACUACAACAAAUUUAUUUAUUUUCAAAAGAUAUGCGUACUAAUCGAGAAAUGGUGUAUUUUUGUCUGU